UGACGUACAAAAUGGCAGCGCCCAUGUUCAAUUUCAAUGUUGGUGUUUUGGGACACGUUGACAGCGGUAAAACUAGCUUGUCAAAAACUCUCAGUACCACAGCUAGUACUGCAAGCUUUGACAAGAACCCGCAGAGCAAAGAACGUGGGAUAACUCUUGAUCUUGGCUUCUCUUCAUUCCAAGUGGAUCUCCCCACCCAUCUGGUUCAUGAAGGGGAGCAAGGAGUUGUGCAGUACACUCUAGUAGAUUGCCCAGGACACGCUUCCUUAAUAAAAACAAUAAUUGGAGGUGCUCAGAUCAUUGAUCUUAUGCUUCUAGUUGUUGAUGUUGUGAAAGGAUUACAAACACAAACUGCUGAAUGUCUCGUGAUUGGCGAAAUCACCUGCAACAAAAUGAUCAUUGUCCUAAACAAAGUGGAUCUUUUACCUCCGGAAAAGAAGGACUCUAUGAUAGACAAGAUGAAGAAGAAAAUGUUAAAGACCCUAGAGAGUACAAGAUUUGCUGGCAGUCCUAUAGUAGCUGUGGCUGCUAAACCAGGGGGUCCUGAGUCUCCGGAAACAGAAAGUAUAGGACUAACAGAUCUGAUAGACACCCUCAAGUCCAACACGUACAUACCUCAGCGUGAUGUCCAGGGACCGUUCAUCUUCUCUGUUGAUCACUGUUUCAGUAUUAGAGGUCAGGGGACUGUGAUGACUGGGACAGCCCUCAGUGGGAGUGUGUCGGUCAAUGAUACUAUAGAGAUUCCAGCAAUGAAAGUAACAAAGAAAGUCAAGUCAAUGCAGAUGUUUAGAAAACCAGUAGAAAAAGUGGUUCAGGGUGACAGAGCUGGUAUCUGUGUGACCCAGUUUGACCCAAAGUUGCUGGAAAGAGGGACCAUUUGUACCCCAGGAGCUCUACCAACUAUAGAAGCUGCAGUAAUUUCUGUACAAAAAAUACCUUAUUACAAAGGCAGUAUCACAUCAAAAGCAAAGUUUCAUAUUACGACGGGUCAUGACACUGUGAUGGGACGAUUAACAUUCUUUGGUUUCUAUGACAACACAGACUCAACACCGCUCGAAAAUCAGACUGCUAAAAUAAAAAUCAGCGAUGAAAACUCCAUUGAUCUUUCAAAGGAAUAUCUGUACCAGGAGGAAUUGAUUUCAAAAAGCUCUAAAAGUAAGGGCCAUUCAGCCGAGGGCGGAGACGAUAAUAAAAUACCUGUAAGACAGUAUGCUCUAGUCCAGUUUGAGAAACCGGUCACAUGUCAAAAUUCAGCGUUAGUGAUUGGUUCGAAACUUGAUACAGAUAUUCAUGCAAACAUUUGUCGGAUAGCGUUCCAUGGAAAACUGCUCUUGGGAAUGACCGACCCAAAAUAUGUGGAAACUGUGUUACCAAAGAUAAAAGUUUACAAGACAAAAGUGAAAGAAGGAUUAGUGGAGCGGGUGAUGGAUGAAUACACUGUGAUAGGGAAGAACAUGUUCAAGAAAGAGACAAAUAUAGCAACGUUCACCAAUCUAAAGAUCAUGUUGUCGACGGGUGAGGCGGGAGUGAUAGAGGGAGGGUUUGGCCAGAGCGGAAAGAUAAAAAUAAGAAUCCCAGGUGGACUGCCAGCAGAAACUGUGAAGAGAUAUUCUGGUGGGAAGAAGAAGUCAAAGGGAAAAGGAAGUGAAGAGUCGGCCAAUCAGGAUGAAGAUACACCUGACAGAGAGCCAAUAAAAAUUCUUCUUACAUUUAAAAGAUACAUUUAUGAUCCAGAGAAGAAGAUGAAACAAACCUGAUGAAGGCCAGCAAUAAAUGCAUUGAAAAGUGAUUUUGGUGCCAUUCUUCCAUCAGAAAGCCUAGGAAGUUCACAGACCAGAAUUUCCCUUUAUACUUUUAUACUUGCAAACAUAUUUCUUACACUAUUAUUUUGCCAAUAUUUUAGAUACUCAUAAAGAUUCUUUUUUAAAAUUUGCCAUACUUGAGGCGAGAUAUGUUGCUAAUGCUAUUUGAAAAUUUCAAAAUAUGCCAGCAUCUGAUUUUAUUCAUUACCUCAUUUCAACCUUUAUCCCAUUUUUGUUGAGCCUGCUUGCAGUGAGCUUGAUCGACCUAGUUGUCACUUUUGGCGGUUCGGUGUAUGUGCGUGUGUUCGUGCAUCGUCCAAUUUUGUCUGGACCAUAACUUUGACAACAUGCAUGGACUAAUCUUGUUUAUAUUUGGCAUGAAUGGUCACCUCAAUCAAAAGGAGUGUCAUGCAUAAACACCAUGUUCCUAUCUCAAAGGUCAUGGUCACAGUUGGAGGUCAAAGGUCAAAUUGAAGAUUGUCCGGAGCAUUUCUUCUUCAUGUAUGGUGGGAUUUUGAUGUAACUUGGCAUGAAUGUUCACUAUUAUGAGACGAAGUGUCAUGCACAAGAAUUAGGUCCUAAGGUCAAGGUCACAAUUGAUAGCUGGCGGUCUCAACAUUUUGCUCAUUGGCAUACAUUUGUUAUAUUAAAUUUCGCAAAAUGUCAAUGUAAAUACCUAGAAUCCAUAAUUAUUGUGAGAUGGCAGGUAGAGCAUUUAAUUUGAUUUUUAACCAUAUUCUGAGGAGGACCGCCCGCUUACCUCAGUAGGUAAGAGCAUCGGUCUACAGAUCGCGGGGUCGCAAGUUCAAUCCUCGGGCGGGGCGCAUGUUCUCUGUGACUAUUUGAUAAACGACAUUGUGUCUGGAGUCAUUAGUCCUCCACCUCUGAUUCAUGUGGGGAAGUUGGCAGUUACUUGCGGAGAACAGGUUUGUACUGGUACAGAAUCCAGGAACACUGGUUAGGUUAACUGCCCGCCGUUACAUGACUGAAAUACUGUUGAAGAACAGCGUUAAACCCAAAACAAAUAAAUAAAUAUUCUGAGGAAAUACCAAUAUCAAUUAUUAUAAUACAUGUUUUAGUUGAUAUAAAGUGUGUAAAGAAAGUUCAAUCUGAUGAAGCGGGCUGCUAUCUUAUAUGACUUGGAUUUAAAUGACAACAUGAGGGCUGUAGUGGAUUAAGUUGCUCACUGAAAAUUGACUGUCUUACAUUUAUGUAUCACACAGUCUGAACCCUGAAUAGUAGCUAUGGUGUUUAGUACAGAAAUCUUGAAACAGAUUACUGUAAAAUCAUUUAAUUUCGUGGGCAUGAAAUUUCAUGGUUUUGGUCAGAACGGCAAUUUCGAGGGGAUAUGAAUUCGUGGAUUUCAGCUUUUGAACAUAAAAUGAAUGGCAAUUUUACAUGUUCGUUGGGAUUAAAUUUCGUGGAUUGACUCAACCACGAAAUCCACGAAAAUUAGUCCCCCACGAAUAUUAAUGAUUUCACAGUAUUAGAAUGAUUAGUGCACCAGUUUGAAUUAAUUUGAGAGAGUUCCUUCCAAGGCUGCUUUGAUGAAACUAAAUAUUAAAGAUCCACAAGAAAAUGUUAUUUCAGUAUAUUUCUGUUUUCAGCUAAAAUGUUCCCUGAAAAAACCAACAUAGUGCAUUUGCGACCAGCAUUGAUCCAGACCAGUCUGCACAUCAACACAGUCUGGUCAGGAUAUAUGCUGUUCGCUUUUAACUUGCUGUUCGCAGAUGCGCAGGCUGGUCUGGAUCCAUGCUGGUCGCAAAUGCACCAUGUUGGUUUUCUCAUAGUGCGACUCAUUUUCUUUUGUGAAAAAAAUUUGGAGAAGAUCUUUUCAUAUACAUGUUAGAAUGAUGCUAUGAACUAAGUUUAAUGGAGAUCCAUCAAGGGUUCAUGAAAUUUUUUUUUUAUAUUAUUUGUUCUAAUAGCCCCUAAAAGGGAUCAAGUGCAUUCAUUCGAACAACUUUGAGAGAGGAACUUGUAAUGUUGCUACAGGCCAUGCUUGGUGUAAAUCUUACCAGUAGUUUUAGAGGAGAUGUUGAUGUAAAUUAUGGAUACUGGACAGUCCACUUAUUCUAAUAGCUCACACUGAGCCUUUGGAGAUUACCAGUUGGAAUGAACUUUCCUUACAUCCAUUUGUCAUUCUCUUGUUUUGUGAAAGAAAACUUUUCUGUUUAUUUUUUGUGACUUUGGAAGAGGUUAUAAAAUGAAUGAAAUCAUGUCUGCAUUUUUAAAAAAUUCUGUUUUUUUCACAAUAUAAUAUUCUUGAGAAUGUGACAAAAUUGUGUUAAAAAAUUUGUUAUGUUUGUUUAUAAUGUUUGUUUCAGAAAGUCUAAGUUUUAAGUUGGAUAUCAAAGCUGAUAUUAUAUACCGGUAUUAUUGUUGAAAUAUAUAUUAAUUUCAUUUUGUGUCAGAUUUCUGUAGCGAGACUGACACUUUUGACAGUUUUCUGCGUAUUUUCCUGACUAAAAUAGUUCUGUUUUAGGUAAAAAAGUCUUAAAAUGCUUUGAAUCACCUUUAAAAUUUAUUUUAUUUUAUUGCAGUCACAAACUAAAAGAAGGCUUUUCUAAAUUCCAAAUAAUUUACAUUAUUCUGGAUUGCUUGCUUUAAUGACGAAAGAGAAAAUGUCGUUUAAUAAUCAAGUGCUUCUUGGUGUUGGUGUUAUUUUUGUCUUUAAAAAUCUAGAAAUCAUGUGUUUUUAGCUCACCUGUCACAAAGUGACAAGGUGAGCUUUUGUGAUCGCGCGGUGUCCGUCGUCAGUCCGUGCGUGCGUGCGUACGUGCGUCCGUAAACUUUUGCUUGUGACCACUCUAGAGGUCACAUUUAUCAUGGGAUCUUUAUGAAAGUUGGUCAGAAUGUUCAUCUUGAUGGUAUCUAGGUCAAGUUCGAAACUGGGUCACGUGCCAUCAAAAACUAGGUCAGUAGGUCUAAAAAUAGAAAAACCUUGUGACCUCUCUAGAGGCCAUAUAUUACACAAGAUCUUCAUGAAAAUUGGUCAGAAUGUUCAUCUUGAUGAUAUCUAGGUCAAGUUCGAAACUGGGUCACGUGCCAUCAAAAACUAGGUCAGUAGGUCUAAAAAUAGAAAAACCUUGUGACCUCUCUAGAGGCCAUAUGUUUCACAAGAUCUUCAUGAAAAUUGGUCAGAACGUUCACCUUGAUGAUAUCUAGGUCAAGUUCGAAACUGGGUCACGUGCCAUCAAAAACUAGGUCAGUAGGUCAAAUAAUUGAAAAACCUUGUGACCUCUCUCAAGGCCAUAUUUUUCAUGGGAUCUGUACGAAAGUUGGUCUGAGUGUUCAUCUUGAUGAUAUCUAGCUCAAGUUCGAAACUGGGUCACGUGCGGUCAAAAACUAGGUCAGUAGGUCUAAAAAUAGAAGAACCUUGUGACCUCUCUAGAGGCCAUAUAUUUCAUGAGAUCUUCAUGAAAAUUGGUCAGAAUGUUCAUCUUGAUGAUAUCUAGGUCAAGUUCGAAAGUGGGUCACGUGCCUUCAAAAACUAGGUCAGUAGGUCAAAUAAUAGAAAAACCUUGUGACCUCUCUAGAGGCCAUAUUUUUCAUGAGAUCUGUAUGAAAAUUAGUCUGAAUGUUCAUCUUGAUGAUAUCUAGGUCAAGUUCGAAACAGGGUCAUGUGCGGUCAAAAACUAGGUCAGUAGAUCUAAAAAUAGAAAAACCUUGUGACCUCUCUAGAGGCCAUACUUAUGAAUGGAUCUCCAUAAAAAUUGGUCAGAAUGUUCACCUUGAUGAUAUCUAGGUCAAAUUCGAAACUGGGUCUCGUGCCUUCAAAAACUAGGUCAGUAGGUCAAAUAAUAGAAAAACCUUGUGACCUCUCUAAAGGCCAUAUUUUUCAUGGGAUCUGCAUGAAAGUUGGUCUGAAUGUUCAUCUUGAUGAUAUCUAGGUCAAGUUCGAAACUGGGUCACGUGCGGUCAAAAACUAGGUCAGUAGGUCUAAAAAUAGAAAAACCUUGUGACCUCUCUAGAGGCCAUAUAUUUCAUGAGAUCUUCAUGAAAAUUGGUCAGAAUGUUCACCUUGAUGAUAUCUAGGUCAGGUCACGUGCCAUCAAAAACUAGGUCAGUAGGUCAAAUAAUAGAAAAACGUUGUGACCUCUCUAGAGGCCAUAAUUUUCAUGGGAUCUGUAUGGAAGUUGGUCUGAAUGUUCAUCUUGAUGAUAUCUAGGUCAAGUUCAAAAGUGGGUCACAUGCUGUCAAAAACUAGGUCAAUAGGUUGAAUAAUAGAAAAACCUUGUGACCUCUCUAAAGGCCAUAUUUCUCAUGGGAUAUGUAUGAAAAUUGGUCUGAAUGUUCAUCUUGAUGAUAUCUAGGUCAAGUUUGAAACAGGGUCAUGUGCGGUCAAAAACUAGGUCAGUAGGUCUAAAAAUAGAAAAACCUUGUGACCUCUAGAGGCCAUACUUGUGAAUGGAUCUCCAUAAAAAUUGGUCAGAAUGUUCAUCUUAAUGAUAUCUAGGUCAAGUUUGAAACUGGGUCACGUGCCGUAAAAAACUAGGUCAGUAGGUUAAAUAAUAAAAAAAAAACCUUGUGACAUCUCUAGAGGCCAUACUUUUCAUGGGAUCUGUAUGAAAGUUGGUCUGAAUGCUCAUCUUGAUGAUAUCUAGGUCAAGUUUGAAACUGGGUCAAUUGCGGUCAAAAACUAGGUCAGUAGGUCUAAAAUUAUUAAAAUCUUUUGACCUCUCUAGAGGCCAUAUUUUUCAAUGGAUCUUCAUGAAAAUUGAUCUGAUUUUUCACCUUGAUGAUAUCUAGGUAAAAUUCAAAACAGAGUCACAUACCUUUGAAAACUAGGUCAAUAGGUCAAAUAAUAGAAAAACCUUGUGACCUCUCUAGAGACCAUAUUUUUCAAUGGAUCUUCAUGAAAAUUGGUCAGAAUUUUUAUCUUGAUAAUAUCUAGGUCAAGUUCAAAACUGGGUCACAUGAGCUCAAAAACUAGGUCACUAUGUCAAAUAAUAGAAAAAAUGACGUCAUACUCAAAACUGGGUCAUGUGGGAAGAGGUGAGCGAUUCAGGACCAUCAUGGUCCUCUUGUUUAUAUCUGUGGUUAUAGUGACACUAGCCCAGAAAGGAAUGUACAUGUACAUUGUAUCAAAAAAUACAAAUGAAAUUUUCAUCUUUCAUUUUCAUUUUCUGAGAUGCUCCAAGUUCAAAACACUGUAGUCUGAAACACUUUAGUUCCACACAUUCAUAAUACACUUGUAAAACCAUGGAUGGAACCGCUUGCCUCAUAGGUGCAAGCCCCACUUGGGUCAUUCAUUAUGUGUUGGCAUAUUUCAGCUAGCUUGAAGGAUGGUGGCUCUACUCGCAUACCCAUCCAAUCCAGUUGUAUAUUUACACUGAGGCACAGUAAGGUUUAUUCUUUUCAGAAAUGGUUGAAGGUUGUUCUGCAAUUUUGAAACAUAUUUUCUACAAAGUAGAAUUUUAUGAAACCAUGAUUUCCAAGCUUUAUGGGAAUUCAGCUUCUAAAAAUUUAAAUAAAAAAAACUCAGUUGUGUUAACUUCGUGUUUUUCGUUUUGUUGGACCAAUUUGAAGUCCUCUACUAUUUUUCAAGAUGGGCCUCAUUGGAAGAAUCGCUCUUUUGAUGACAUUUUCGCGAUGUAGAGUUAUGUUAAAUAUAAAAUUUUCAGAGUUGUAUGUUUACCCAUUUUCAGUCACAUGGCUGAAUAAAAUUUAUAAGCAUGAAA
This is a messenger RNA of Mercenaria mercenaria, 7486 nucleotides long. RefSeq names its product selenocysteine-specific elongation factor-like. Gene Ontology annotation, molecular function: GTPase activity; translation elongation factor activity; GTP binding. NCBI's taxonomy places the organism in Eukaryota, Metazoa, Mollusca, Bivalvia, Venerida, Veneridae. Gene Ontology annotation, biological process: selenocysteine incorporation. The record is from RefSeq and is a predicted model, not a curated record. The coding region runs from base 12 to 1757 and encodes 581 amino acids. The transcript has 8 exons.